AUGGAUUCAACUGUAGUCUCCGCUAUAAAGGGCGAGAAACUGAAAGACCCACCGCAAUGGAGGAAUUGGUUCACACGAAUCAAGAUAUUCGCACAGGAAAAGGAGGUAUGGGACCUCAUCAACCCACAGACGGAAGAAGAGUAUCUUGAACGACCGAUACGCAAGCCAAAGAGACCGCAAUACCCCGAGGAUGGCAGCGAAUCGUUGAAACGAGAAUGGAGAGAUCAUAUGGACAUCUAUAAGCUAGACCUGGCCGACUGGAAGGAGCAGAGCAAGAACCUGAACGCUGUUAACGAAUGGAUCAUCACUAACCUGGACCCAAUACACCACACCUUAAUGCUUAACUAUCAAACCCCAUACGAACGACUUGUGUAUCUCCAUACUCGAUUCGGCCGAUCAACUGCUGCUGAGGAAGAUAUUCGUGCGCAAUGGAAGCGAGUAUCAGAUUCACCGCCGAAGAAAGGGGCUGAUAUCAAUCAGUGGAUCGCUGAAUGGGACUCCCUAAGAGAGCAAGGUGUUAGCCUAGAUCUGCCAGAGAUGAAAAGCGCCAACAAGGACUUCCUACGUGCUGUCAAAGAUAUCCUCCCAGUAUGGUGGCAGCUGAAGUUUGAAGCUAUCGUACUGCACCAAGAGGAGUGGGAUACACGCGAUUUGAUCGAGAAUUUCAGAGGAUCCUACCGUGAGCUACACCCGCAGAGGGCAAGCAACGUCAGUACGAUCUCGAGAGCAUCCUUUUCGACACUACAAGGCUUCGAGGAAGCUAGAUCAGAUCAGCCACAGGCACAAGAACAGCCACGAGAAAAAUCCCUACCAUCGAUUCCUAAGCGCUGGUGCCCUUGUGGUAACCGGAGUCAUAAGCCCUGGGACUGUUGGACGAUUAAUAGAGAUGCUUUCUCUGAUAAAACAGUGUCCAAAUGGAAAGCUAAGCGAGUACAAGAUCGGCUUGCGAAAGAUGAAGCGUGGAAGGCAUGGAUAGAAAAAUCUGUCAAAGAGCACAAUGAGAAGAACGGAGUGAAGCCAGCCACUGAAACAGCUAAUAUCACUCAGCUGUAUGGCUCCUUUUUCACUACAAGCUUUCCAAUGGAUCAGGUCUAUCAGAGUGUUCAGACGACUGGAAGCGACAAUAUUCAAGAACGUUGGUUUCUCGAUACAGCCUCAUCAGUGCAUGUAUGCAAUCAGAAAGACCUGUUCACUACAUUCAAGCCAACGAAGACAGGCCUAAAGACCGGCGAUUCAAUCACUGCAGUGGAAGGUAUUGGAAGUGUGAUAAUGACAGGAGCAGGACCUGAUGGCACUGCCCGACCAAUCCAGCUCAGCAAUGUGUUAUAUUCGCCUCGUUUCCACGCCAAUUUAAUGUCGUACGCAGCACUGAAGGAGAAGGGUGUUCGAUGGGAUGAGGAUACCGAAUGUAUCAAGAACUCUAGUGGAGAACCAGUUAUUAGCGUACGCCUUAUGAAACCACUAAAGAUAUGGGCGUUCGACAAGCCGAGAGAGCCUCAUUCCUCACCGAGUAUCCCGAGUAUCACCACUACUGCUCAUGCGUAUGCCGUUCGCAGGUCAGAGAAACCUCUCGUAUCGGAGGCCUCAGCGGACCGGUGGCAUCGAAGACUUGCCCACGUAUCAUCUCGUGUGACGAAGAAGACUGCUGAGAUGGUAGACGGUGUCAAAAUCAAUGAAGACUUACCAGAAACAUCACCAGAAGAAGAGAAAGGAGAGCUCUGUCAGGUCUGCAAUCUCUCAAGCGCACCAAAGCAAAUCUCACGACGACCAAUUGGCCAGACCUUUGGUAGAUACGGCCGAAUUCACUUCGACUUGAUCAAGUUUCCACCUGGCUAUAAUGAACAUCAGUGGAUGACACACUUCUAUGUCGAGGGAAUCAGAUUUCACUGGAUAUACACCCACAAAUGGAAAUCAGAGUGUAGAGAUGGAGUCAGGAAGUUUAUUGCUAUAGUCAAGAACUGGUGGAACCUGCCAAUUAAGGCGUUUCACUAUGAUAAUGAGGCAUCUGCAGGGAUAGAGAUCGAAGGCUUCCUAAGCGAUAUUGGUAUUGUAGUCUCGCACAGUAUUCCCUAUCACCCUGAGCAGAACGGCCCUGCAGAACGAUCAGGAGGAGUUAUCUUAACCAUGGGGAGGCAUCUUCAGAUCGAGAGCAAGCUACCAAAACAACUGUGGCCUGAGAUGGUCAGUACAGCCGUAUGGAUUCUCAACCGUAUUCCAACCUAUCUGAAGGAUGAGAACAGGUGGAUCGUACCAUGGGAGGAAGCGCGGAAAGACUUCGGCGGCGAGAGGAUGAAGAAAGCUAACCUAGCCAACCUACGUGUAUAUGGCUCCUUGUCGUACUGCCGCAUCCGCAAUAUCCCACGUCUUCAGAAGACCUCUCCUCGUGCAGAAAUCGGUUUUCUCGUCGGCUAUGUCGCUUCGAAUGUGUGGAGAAUCUGGUUCCCUGCGAGGGGGAAGAUAGAGGUUGUGAGAGAUGCAUGUUUUGACGAGUCGAGAAGAUGGAAGCGUGACAUGCAAUACUGGGAAGAAAGAACACUUCCUGAGCCUGAACCGACGAUCUUAACUGAGGAAGAAAACCUAGAGGUCCUUCGAGACAAUAUUGGUAUCCAUAUCACAGAAAUCAAUCGAAACACCCAGGAAGAUAUGCAGGAAGGCCAGCAAGAAGGCCAACAGGAAGGCCAGUGUAAUGGUUACUAA
Messenger RNA from Penicillium angulare, 2697 nucleotides. Its product is annotated as GAG-pre-integrase domain-containing protein. Gene Ontology annotation, molecular function: nucleic acid binding. Lineage: Eukaryota; Fungi; Ascomycota; Eurotiomycetes; Eurotiales; Aspergillaceae. Gene Ontology annotation, biological process: DNA integration. The transcript has a single exon. Bases 1 to 2697 code for a protein of 898 amino acids. The record is from RefSeq and is a predicted model, not a curated record.